Molecule: messenger RNA, 879 nt
Organism: Anopheles nili
Lineage: Eukaryota; Metazoa; Arthropoda; Insecta; Diptera; Culicidae
Exons: 6
Coding region: 1-879 (292 amino acids)
Molecular function (GO): oxidoreductase activity
Source: RefSeq, a predicted model, not a curated record
AUGAAUCGAACAUACAAAUUGAACACUGGUUUCACGAUCCCGCUUGUUGGCUUUGGAACGUUUCAAAUCCACGGCCAGGAGCUAAUUUAUGAAGUACUGGAUUAUGCUCUACGCGCUGGCUAUCGACACAUCGAUACAGCAGUUGUUUAUCGCAACGAGGAGUAUAUUGGGAAUGCUCUGAAAACGUUACUGCCUAAAUAUGAUCUGAAACGUGAAGACAUUUUUAUCACCUCCAAGUUGAUUUCUCAAGCGGGAAAAGACGAAGAUUUUGUGGAACAGAUGGUGCAAAAGUCUCUCGCCAAUUUGCAAACUGAAUAUCUCGAUCUAUACCUCAUUCACUGGCCGGGCGUGAGUGGAAUGCAAGUAACUCAUCCUGAUAACGCCAAAUAUCGAAUGGCCACGUGGAAUGCGUUGUGCAAGAUGCAACGCAAAGGUAGCCUACGAUCGAUUGGUGUGUCGAACUAUACGGUGAAGCAUUUAAAAGAGAUGCUUGAAGAUUGCAAGGGGGUUGUUCCGGCUGUUAAUCAGGUUGAAUGGCAUCCUUACUAUUACCAGCCGGAGUUGUUGGAGUACUGCCGUCAGGAGAAUAUUUUUCUUCAAGCAUAUUCGUCCCUCGGCUCGUCUAAUACCACCGAGCUUCGAGACGAUUCUAAAGUUAAAACUGUUGCGAGUAGCCUACAGAAAACGCCUGCCCAAGUGCUUCUCCGUUGGGCGGUCCAGCAGGAUAUCGGCAUUCUACCGAAGGCUCGUUCGCGCAAUCACAUUGAGGAAAACGUUGCGCUGGAUUUUGAAAUUCCGGCAAAGGAGAUGCAUCAGUUGAACAGUUUGCGAGAGAGCGUAGGUCAAAAGUUUGCCUGGAACCCCGAGACGGUCGUUUAA